AUGCACGAUCUGUUCAUGCGGUCGACGCUGGACUCGAUCUUCACGAUUGGGUUCGGAGUCAACCUGGGCGGGCUGUCCCAGUCCAGCCAGGAGAGCGCGGCGUUCGCCCGGGCGUUCGACGACGCCAACGAGCAGGUGCUGUACCGGUUCUUCGACCCGCUCUGGAAGGCCAAGAGGCUCCUCAACGUCUCGUCGGAGGCGGCCAUGAAGCGGUCGGUGCGCACCAUCAACGACUUCGUGUACGCCGUCAUCGACAAGAAGGUCGAGCAGAUGGGCAGAGAUGAACACGAAUUCGCCAAGAAAGAGGACAUACUGUCGAGAUUCCUGCUGGAGAGGGAGAAAGACCCCGGCUGCUUCGACAACAAGUACCUCCGGGACAUCAUACUGAACUUCGUGAUCGCCGGCCGCGACACGUCGGCGGGGACGCUGUCGUGGUUCCUCUACGUGCUGUGCAGCAACCAGCGCAUCCAGGACAAAAUCGCGAGGGAGGUGCGCGAGGCCACCAGCGGCGACCGGGACGUCGGCGUCCAAGAACUCACGGCGUGCCUGACAGAAGACGCCAUCAGCAACAUGCCGUACCUCCACGCCGCGCUGACGGAGACCCUCCGGCUGUACCCGGCGGUGCCCAUCGAUGUCAAGUACUGCUUUUCUGAUGACACGCUGCCGGACGGCCACGCCGUGAGGAAAGGGGACAUGGUGACCUACCAGCCGUACCCGAUGGGCAGGAUGAAGUUCCUGUGGGGCGACGACGCCGAGGAGUUCAGGCCGGAUCGGUGGCUCGACGGCGACGGCGUGUUCGUCCCGGAGAGCCCCUACAAGUUCACGGCAUUCCAGGCGGGGCCUCGGAUCUGCCUGGGGAAGGAGUUUGCGUAUAGGCAGAUGAAGAUAUUUGCGGCUGUUCUUCUCUGCCUCUACAGGUUUGAGAUGUGGGAGCGCGACUCGAUGAUGGGGUACCGCCCGAUGCUCACGCUUAAAAUGGAUGGCCCGCUCCGUGUUCGUGUGUCGCCCCGGUACAUCGAUUUCUCUGUACAAGGAGCAUUUAGAUAUGUGCAUACAAAUCCAUGA
Molecule: messenger RNA, 1065 nt
Organism: Triticum turgidum subsp. durum (durum wheat)
Lineage: Eukaryota; Viridiplantae; Streptophyta; Magnoliopsida; Poales; Poaceae
Source: the annotation of a GenBank genome assembly